Messenger RNA from Saccoglossus kowalevskii, 1509 nucleotides. Its product is annotated as cleavage stimulation factor subunit 1-like. Gene Ontology annotation, cellular component: mRNA cleavage stimulating factor complex. The record is from RefSeq and is a predicted model, not a curated record. Gene Ontology annotation, biological process: mRNA 3'-end processing. Lineage: Eukaryota; Metazoa; Hemichordata; Enteropneusta; Harrimaniidae. Gene Ontology annotation, molecular function: protein binding; RNA binding.
GUCUGUUUGAACACAUGUCCUUGUGUUGUGACUCAUAUUGCUGACUUGUAUCAAAAGUAUUGGCUGUCUUUGACACAGUACCCUCAUACACUACUCUGCUAAUAUGGGUGAUGCAACUCUGCGGAAUCGGGAACAAAUGUAUAGGAUGGUGAUCAGUCAGCUGUUAUAUGAUGGUUAUGAAACACUGGCUGUAAAUCUUGGUAAAACAGUGAAUACAAGUCUGGAUUGUCCACCUUCUAAUAAACUAAUGAGAAUAACACAGCUUGGAUUGCAAUUAGAUUCUGAACAUCAAGAGACUCGCAGUGUAAUAGAUACAGUUGCCCCAGGUAUCGGGAUUGAUUUGGAAUUUGAUACAGAUGUGCAAACAAUAGCUCCAGAAGCUGCUCUGUAUGAGACGUGCUAUGUGACAGCACAUAAGGGGCCUUGUAGGGCAGCUGCAUGGAACAGAGAUGGUAAUCUAGUCGCUACCGGUUCUGAUGAUGCUUCUAUUAAAGUAUUGGAUGUAGAGAGAAUGCUUGCGAAGAGUGCUACACCGGCGGCCAUUUUAGCCAGCGAGACUGCCCAACAAAACAUGGAGAACCACCCGGUUAUUCGAACUCUGUAUGACCACAUUGAGGAAGUCACUUGUUUGGAUUUCCAUCCCAGUAUUCAGAUUUUAGCAUCAGGAAGUAAAGAUUACUCCGUCAAAUUGUUUGAUUUCUCCAAACCAUCUGUCAAGCGAGCGUUUAAAAGUAUACAGGAAGCGGAGACUGUGAGAUGUCUAUCAUUCCAUCCUUCCGGGGACUUCCUUUUGGUUGGAACUCAGCAUCCCACAUUACGCCUGUAUGAUGUGAACACAUGUCAGUGCUAUGUAGCAAGUAAUCCUGAUGAACAACAUACUGCGCCUGUUACUGCUGUUCAAUUCUGCCCAAAUGCCAAUAUAUACGCUUCAUGUAGCAAAGACGGCACUAUUAAAAUCUGGGAUGGUGUUAGUAAUAAAUGCGUCAAUACUUUUAAGAAUGCACAUGACGGUAAUGAAGUAUGCUCAGUGACCUUUGCCAGAAAUUCAAAGUAUUUGUUGUCAAGUGGUAAAGAUUCCCUUGUGAAACUAUGGGAGAUAUCAACGAGUCGUAGUUUGAUCACGUACACAGGUGCAGGAUCUGGUAAACAGAAUCACAGAACACAAGCUGUGUUCAAUCAUUCUGAAGAUUAUGUUCUGUUUCCUGAUGAAAAAACAACUAGUUUAUGUUGUUGGGAUUCCAGGAAUGCUGAGAGACAAAAACUCCUUUCACUUGGUCAUAAUAAUGUAGUACGCUGUAUAGUUCAUUCACCUACCAGUCCUGGUUUCAUCACGUGUAGCGACGAUUUCAGAGCAAGGUUCUGGUACCGACGAUCAAACACUGAUUAGUUUACAAGCAGUUAACUGUGUACCUUGUUACAGUGACUAGAUAUUGGUUUAUACCAUUUGAAAUCAAGGAUCUGAUCACAUGACCACCUAAGAAGACCUUUUUCCUCCCGACUCGUGGAGAG